Schistosoma turkestanicum is the source of this 2268-nucleotide messenger RNA. The record is from the annotation of a GenBank genome assembly. Lineage: Eukaryota; Metazoa; Platyhelminthes; Trematoda; Strigeidida; Schistosomatidae.
GGGGGAUUUGCGUGGGUGAUUUGCACCAAUCUACACAUUUAUUGGUUAUCACUAAAAUUUCUAAUUAUCGUAUGAAUACUUGUAUAAUUUCUUUAUUAUUUUUUUGUGUUUUGUUUUGUUUAAAUCUAUUAAAACAAUUGAAAAUUUUCGCGGUUCAUUCAAAAGUGAAACUAGUAUAAAAAUUUUUUUUGAAAAAUAAUUUGAAUUUUUAAUAAAACUCUAUUCAAUAACAAAUAAAAACAAAAAAAAAUUAGAAAUGACCACUGAUUUACCUGAAGUCGUUUAUGGUCCAACAUGGAUACGUAAAAUGCGUACACUAUUUCGUCGAUUAGAUUCCAGUGGACAUGGUUAUUUAAUGGUUGACGAUCUAUUAGAAAUCGGCACUUCAAUAUUCAAUGUUUAUCCUAAAAUGGUUGCUUACAAAUAUGAUGAACUAGUAAAAACACUUGUUUAUUUAUGGUAUCAAGUGAUUUGUACUCAUGUACCAAGACAAUCCGCUACAAUAAUGAAUUUGAAUGAAAAUACAUUUGUAAAUAAUUUACAGAAUGCAUUGAAAAAUGAAUUUCGACAACAAUUUCAUGAGAAAUUCAUUAAUCCAUUAUUCAAUGCUAUGGAUCAAGAUGAUGAUGGCAAGAUUACGGCACCGGAAUUUCAAACAUUAAUGUUAGCAUGGAAAUCAGUGCCGAAAAAUGCUGAAAUCUUAUUUCGUCUCUAUGCGGAUGGGAAUAAAUUAUCGAAAGAGAAUUUCACUAAAUUGUUUAUUGAUUUUUUCAUGUCAGAUGAUGCAAAAAGUAAAGCGUCACAAUUAUGGGGACCAUUGUUAAAUUAUAAACGUGCUGAAGAUUAUGGUACUUUAGAUUGUGGACCUGUGUGGGAAGGUAAAAUUCGUACUAUGUAUAGGCGGUUAGAUGUGAAUGAAACAAUGAAGUUAAGAUGUCAUGAUUUAUUACAAAUUGGUCAGUUUCUAGUACAACGUGCACAUUUGGAUAGACGACGUGCUGAUGCCGUGAUGCGUGCUAUGUUACAUAUAUGGGUGAAAUUUUUAGCGGUCGAUAAAAAUGGUGAACAUUUAGAUGAAAUUCGUGAAAUUGAAUUUGUACACAAUAUGCGUGAAAUGAUCAAUGGGGAAUUUCGUCAUGAAAUCGAUCAAUUCGGAUGGACAUUUUUUAAAGCAAUCGAAGUUGACAAUAGUGGUUUUAUAUCACAAGCAUCAUAUCGUACAUUACAAGAAGCAUGGCAUGUUGGACGUGAAGAAGCUGAAGGAAUGUUUAAAAUAUUAGAUAAUGAUAAAGAUGGUAAGAUUAGUAGUGAUGAAUUUCUCACUGCAUGGAAUGAAUAUUUUCUUAGUGAAGAUCCACAAAGUCCAUAUAGAAUGUUCUUUGGUCCAGUGAUUUCACGACCAACAGAAGCUCGAUAAUGAAAUGAAAUGACAUAUACCUUGCAUAUUACACACAAAAGUUAUCAAUCAUUCAACAUUGACCUGAUCAUACUCACUCACUAUAUAUAUACAACAUGUUACAUGUUUUAACAUUUAGUCAAUAAGAAGAGCGCGAAAUUUGAUGAUACACAACCACACACACACAAAAACACACACCCAAAAUGGUUGAUUAUCGACUUUUGUUCUUUUUUUCUCUCUCUAAUCGUUCAAACAAAACACGUAGAUGACAAUUCACAUUGAAUUGCUACUGCUAGAUAUGCAUUUCAUUUCAUUUUUAAUUUUUUCUCGCGUAAAAAUACCAUUUCAAUAGUAGUAUAUGCAUUUGACAAAAAUAUAAUAUACCAGUUGAACGUUUUGUUUUUUGUCUCCUACAAAAAAAAUCUGUCCGCCAGUUUAAAAAAAUGUAGCGCAUUCAAUUUCAAUGUUCAAUAUUUUGUCUGUUUUGUUUUGUUUUACUGCACUCAUUUAAAAAAAUGUCCAUUUUUAACCGAACUUUUGAAAUUCAUCGGUACAUUUUGGAAUUUAUUUACAUAUACAAUAAUUAGAAACAUUUUAAAACAGAAAAUAAGUAAUUAGUAAUGACAGUAAUUGUUAUUAUUAUUUUAAUUAUUAUAAUUAUCAUUACAAAUAAGUAAAAAAAUGUUGUUGCAUGCAUUUUAUAAAUAUAUCUAUACAUAUAUAUAUUAGUGAAAUGAUUAUACGUAUUUAUUGACCGAAAAUAAUAAAACAAAGAAAACCACCUUGAUUAAUAAAAUCUUUGUUUUUUCAUGUGUUUAUUUCUUCUGUUGUUAGAGUUUGUUUAUUUGGAUAGGUGUGGCAUUUUUUUGGCG